This is a messenger RNA of Exophiala dermatitidis NIH/UT8656, 423 nucleotides long. RefSeq lists its product as uncharacterized. The record is from RefSeq and is a predicted model, not a curated record. NCBI's taxonomy places the organism in Eukaryota, Fungi, Ascomycota, Eurotiomycetes, Chaetothyriales, Herpotrichiellaceae. The coding region runs from base 1 to 423 and encodes 140 amino acids. The transcript has a single exon.
AUGUACUCUUUCAGCGUGAAGUCCACCAUGUUUGAGGGCAACAACCACAACGUAAGUGACACAGUUAGACACUCCUUUGUUUUACUACUACUGCUCGGCAUUACUACUCUUUCUCUCGCAGCGUACACACCGCCAGAAGUCCAUCGCAGGUCGUGGGGUCGGAGUCGCUCGAGUCGAGUUUCACGCGAGUCCCGCUCGCCGAGGCCGUACUACUUCAGUAGUUUUACUGUUCUCUGUUUGCUGUUCGCUGGCAAAAAACUAACUUCCGGCGCCUUGCUUGGUCCAUCGGCCCGUCCACUCUCCCGUCACCCACGGUUCAACACGAGACAUGACUUCAAUUUGGACACCGUGGUUAAAACGAAGAUUGCACCAUAUCACAACAGAACCUCACAGGACAUUGUAGAGGUGCUCCUGGUGGGGUAA